CCGCAACCAACUUUUCGUCCUCUUCUUACAGCACGCCAAGUCACCCCCUCCAAUGUCAAUCCUGCAAAUCGCUGCUGAUACCGGCAGCCGGCACAGAAGAGCCCUGGGCCAAUCCUCAUCUUAUCACGUUUGACCCGUCUGUCGACUUUAGGGGUUCAAAAACCCGCGGCCAUCCUGUCAUCCUGUUAAUGUUGUUCCACACACAAACUCCAUGGACUCUCACAAGACGACUUUGAGCUCAUCACGCGGUAACCUAUUUUCGAAAUCGACCACCUCUGCUUAAUCAGGCAACCCACCACCCUGUUCAAGUCCGACGGAAACUCGAAUAGAUGCUGUCCUGGAGGGGUCAAAUGUUUGAAACGUGAAACAUGCUGUUCCCCUCACGCCGUCCCACGUUGUCUGUCGUUCCAUGACUGUGGGUGAGGCGCGAUUCCAGCUCACGAGCUGACAUGCCUGUGAGGUUGCGCAAGGCUCGCCUCAAAAAGCUCAGCACCGGCUGCAGUACGAUUCAACCAGGCUGAGGAACUGAACCAACGAGCGCCGAUGUUUUGACAUUCACACCCAUCUGGGUUUCUUCGCCGUCAUCCAGCUUGAAACAGCCCACGCCGCAGCCAGCUAAUGUUGGUGAUGCAACAACAACCCAUAGAGCCAUUCGGUAGACGCUGACUGACAUAGCCAUACUUGAAUUCGCUUGUCGGGCGGCCGAAUGCGUUAUAUAUAUCAAACAGCUUCACUGCCAUGCAAAAUAUGCAACGUCAGGACGAAAUUCUGUGAGGCUUCCACGCCCCUCCCUUGCAUCCGUUGUGCCCCUGGGCUCAUCAUGCAGAAGCUCCCUCCCCGCGGCCGCUAUGAUGUUUCUCGGGAGACAGGAGACAUGGACCAUCCCAGAAGGGAAGUCGAGCAUGAAUCGCCAGGUCGGGGACUGAAUGAUGCUGAGCUCAGGAAUGGGGCAAUUCAAUAAAGGCCCCCUGCAUGGCCGUUUUUGAGAUCUAGUGAUAUUGCUAACCUUCAUUACAGUAUACGGACGUCGGCGUCGUCCUACGAUACACAUGAAACGCUGUGUUCGCUCAAAUUUCCAGAUGCAACCAUGCAAGCCAGAUCGUGGGGGGGAAGAGAGUACUAUAAUGGAUGGUACUUGGGCCGGAUAAUAUUCACGGAGUGUUGUCGAGUUGCCCAACUUGUCCUCUCGACCGUGGUGUCAUGAUUCCAGAACAGUUUGUAUUCGAUGAGCCGCCAACAACAGUUGCUUGCUGUAUCAUAUUGGAAAUCAGGUAUUGCCCCUACUUCUGAUACGAUAAAGCACAAGGCGUUGGCCAAGACCACCUAUGUUGUCUUGCAAGUAUUAAUUUCUAGAAAUUAGAAUUGUCUCUUGUCUAGAGUUAUAAUCGUAGUAGGAGCAAUAUCCAGCGCUCGGACCAUUCAUUUCAUCUUCUCCCGCUCUUACAGCAACCCAAUCUUGCCUUGCAUGGGACGAAACAGUGGGAAUGCAAGUCACAUCUCGAGCCGACCGAAAAACCUUGGUCUGAGGCGUUCGUCCAGCAGUGGCUUCGACAGGGGUGGGUGAGGUGUUUUGGAGAAAACACCAGUGACUGGUGCCCAGUCUCGGAGCAAUGAGAGACGGCUCCCUUGCGUCCAGCUCAUCGUGCAUAAUGGUGGUCCCCCUUCACCCAUUAUCCAUACAUAGCUGGCAGUGCUUUUCUACCUCUGGCCUCGACGUGUCGGACCACACUGUUACCAUCUAGGAGAAUACAUAACCAGAAUACCGACCUCGACCUGACGCCUGCGCCGCCACAGCUUCCGUCAUCUAGUGGAGAGGCCAAGUCACCGAUACCGACACAGCCAACGGCUGAGCCGAAUAUAGCAUCGGUUGAGGGAUACUCCGUACACAGAAAACAAAAGAACAGAGCAAUAAGAGAAGUCAGGUUGCGUCGUAUCUAUAAUCUCGGCUUCCAUCAACACUCGAGCUCUCUUGAUCAGCCGGUUGGCCCCGAAUCUGACGGUGAUUUCACAAGAGGCUGGGGUUUGGUUCCUGGAACAGGCAAGUGGACAAGGGCACCCGGCCAAUCGCGUGAGCGCAACCGAGGUGUGGGUCACCCUUGCGUGCCACCGAAACGGGGCGCGCUAUCCUGUGUUCUGUGUUCCUGCCGCGGACGUUGGGUGAGGUGAGUGGCUCGACAGUGGCUGCCCCAGGGCAUUGAGUUUUAUAAUUAUUACGGCGAUCCGACUGCUGCCCGCCCGCAGCUCCUCCUCGUCGCCUGUUUUUCCAGCUUCUCCCCCCCCAACCCCAAUCACCACAGCAAUUAUAUCUGCGCCAUAGCAUUUAUCUGCUUCCGACCCAUUCACUCCGAGUAUCGCAUGCUGCUCCCGACUACAGAAUAACUCCAAUCAUUAGCGCAUGGUUUUCAGACGAGAGGAGGACGCCGACGACGACGAUCAGUUUGCGCGCAAACAGAGCUGGCAGUAAGGAACCACGAACGAGAGGCUGGGAGCUGCAGCAAAAGCCAGGGUCCCCCACCGCCAGCAUCCUGCGAUCCCAGGUCACGACUAUCGAUCACGGACGAAAGGCGGAGAACUAUUCAAAAGAGCUGAAAAGCCAACUGUGAAGGGGGGGCAACUUUGUCAAUUGAGUAAAAUCGCUUGGGGAAAGAAAGGACAAUAACGAAGAGAGGCCACCGACAAAACCUGAAACACAACAAACACCCGAGACAAUUUCUACGCGCGACGGUCAGAAAUCGCACGACAACAACACACAAUGGGGUCAACAAAAUUUGGCAACUUCGAGGACUUUUGUCGUGACACAACUCUUCCAGUCUGCAAUGUUCUCUCAAAAACCCAUAAUCAGGAUGGAGAUUGGGGCGGAUGCAAGUUGAGAGGCAUUACGCUGCCAGGCGAGGAUAGAUACCUCGGUAACUUGGGAUCGAUUCUGCUUGCGGGAAUUGCUAUUCUUGUCACCAUCUCUCUUAUUCUUAAGUCGGAAAGGAAAAGGGCAGCUGUCGGACGAAGGGAAAUGCAAGUGUUUUUGGUCGGUUAUCUGCUUGUGUCUAUUGCGGAGAUUUUCUCAAUAGGAGAAUUCCCCUUGAACGACCAAGUACGAGUGGUUUUCAGCGCUAUUCACAUUGGUGCUAUCGCGGCGACGACAUGGCUGCUUUUCAUCAACGGUAUUGUGGGUUACCAGCUGAUGGACGACGGCACGAUUCUCUCCCUCGCACUCACCAUCGGCUCGGCACUUGCAUGGCUCAUUGGUGUUGGAUACAUCGCCCUCGACACCGGUUACCAGUGGACUACCCAAUGGCAGGGCAGCCUUGAGCCUCCCAACCGCAGCAUUGCGCUCUACGUCACCUACCUCCUCCUGCCCCUGGUUUGGGUUGUCUUUUUUGUCGUCCUGGAGCUCGUCCUCGUCAUCAAGGUGCUCGGCGAGACGAGGCCGUUGCUGUUCCUGGGCGCGGCAGCUCUCAGCUUCGCCGUGGGUCAAAUCUUCAACUUUGUUGUCAGCCCCUACAUUUGCAACGGCACGUCAGGCGCCAUCGAUGGUUCUCUGUUUCAGACAUUAUUCACCUUUGUUGCGGUUACGGUGGUGUGGUUCUUUUGGUCUAGCAUCACGGAGGACGACUGGCCUAUUCAGCCGACGCAAUACCCAUAAAGUAAUGUUUUUUUUUGGGGGGGCAUUCAUGCAAACAAAACACCAAACCAAAACGAAAUCGAGUAACGAUUUGAGAUACCCGCGCACUUUUAUUAAUGACAGCAGCAAGCAAGCACACAUACUUUUAUGGGAGCAACGGAGUUUUACAGCGGUUUUUUCUUUUUUUUCUUUUUUGACGCUCUUUUGUCAUUCAUAUCUUGGGGGGGGGGUGGCGGUUAUUGAUAUUUUGGGGACGAAGAUGAGGAUGGAAGCGAUACACAGCGAGCGAGCCGAGACGAGUGGAAGGGAGGAAGGAAAAGUGGAAGAGAUUAUGAUACCAAGGGUUUAAUAUGGAUUAACUACAUACGGAAGUGCGAACCUGCACAAGGGAAACGGGCGAUCAAAGGGGAGAGUGAGUUGAAGUAUAACUUUCCACCGAACGAUAUAUCAUUAUAGCCACACAGAAAACGGGGGGUUUGGUAGGAAUGGAAUGGGAGAAAAAGAAAGAGAGAAAGUUAAUGUGAAUUUGAUGUGCGAUACAAGUGGGGAUGAAUGAAUAUGGUGGUGGGUUUGUGUUGUUGUUGUUGUAAUGAUGUUGUUGUGUUGGGUUGGCGAAGCGGAAGCGAGUUGAAUUAGAAAAAGAUGUACAUGUCUGUUUUUCGUGUGUUUUUGAGUGUGUGGCUGCUUGGUAGAUACCCUGUUUGAGCAAUCGUGGUUGUCUAGUCAGGAAUGGAUAGCAAUGUAAUGCGUACAGAGAGAGUGUGGUUUAUCAUAUUUUGCGAUUAUUAUGAAUGGCCU
This is a messenger RNA of Podospora pseudopauciseta, 4417 nucleotides long. RefSeq lists its product as uncharacterized. The record is from RefSeq and is a predicted model, not a curated record. NCBI's taxonomy places the organism in Eukaryota, Fungi, Ascomycota, Sordariomycetes, Sordariales, Podosporaceae. Bases 2753 to 3640 code for a protein of 295 amino acids. The transcript has 5 exons. Gene Ontology annotation, cellular component: endoplasmic reticulum membrane. Gene Ontology annotation, biological process: protein folding.